CCUUAUUCUAAAAUUGCAGAUUUACCUUCUCCGUUUAUUUUGUUGCAAAACUGUGCCACUCUGCGGAAUGGAUGCUUCUUUGAAUUCAAAGCAACUGAGACAAAUGUUCUUAUCGUUUUUUCAAGAGAAGUAUGCUCAUACUUAUAUUCACUCAUCCAGUACAAUCCCACUUGAUGAUCCAACUCUGCUGUUUGCAAAUGCUGGUAUGAAUCAAUUUAAAUCCAUAUUUCUUGGCACCAUUUCACCUGCUGACCCACUAUCUAAGUGCAAACGGGUAGUCAAUUCCCAAAAAUGUAUUCGUGCUGGUGGCAAGCAUAAUGACUUAGAUGAUGUGGGCAAGGAUACUUACCAUCAUACUUUCUUUGAGAUGCUUGGAUGUUGGUCGUUUGGUGACUACUUCAAAAAAGAUGCAAUUAAUUGGGCAUGGGAGCUUUUAACUGAAGUUUUGAAAAUCCCUAAAGAUCGACUCUAUGCCACUUACUUUGAAGGUUCAGAGGAAUAUAAUGUUCCAGUUGAUACAGAAGUUCAAAACUUGUGGCUCCAACACUUACCAGCUGAUCACAUUUUACCUGGAAACAUGAAGGAUAACUUUUGGGAAAUGGGAGAUGUAGGACCAUGUGGGCCUUGCACAGAAAUUCAUUUCGACCGAAUUGGUGGAAGAAAUGCUGCCCAUCUGGUAAACAUGGAUGACCCUGAAGUGCUUGAGGUAUGGAAUUUGGUGUUUAUGCAGUUCAACAGAGAAAAAGAUGGCAAGCUUAAACUAUUGGCUAAACAACAUGUGGAUACUGGUAUGGGCCUUGAAAGGUUGGUGUCUGUAAUUCAGGGGAAGCUUUCCAACUAUGACACUGAUAUGUUCACCCCUUUAUUUAAAGCAAUUCAACUCGGAACUGGUGCACGUGAGUAUCAAGGCAAAGUUGGCAAGGAUGAUGUUGACGGGGUGGAUAUGGCUUAUCGAGUUUUAGCUGAUCAUAUUCGCACUUUAACUAUUGCGUUGUCUGAUGGUGGUAGACCUGAUAAUGUAGGUCGUGGAUACGUACUCCGACGUAUAUUGCGGAGAGCCACUAGGUUUGCUGUUGAAAAAUUAAAUGCAAAGCCCCGUUUUUUUUCAAGCUUGGUUCACGUUGUGGUUGACAUUUUGGGAGAAGCUUUUCCAGAAAUCAUUCGAGAUCCUCAGAUGGUCAUUGACAUCAUAGAUGAAGAAGAGGAACAAUUCCUUAAAACUUUGAAUCGUGGCAGAAAAAUCCUGAAUCAAAAAAUUAAGAGUCUUGAUGCAGAUGCCAAAGUUUUCCCCGGUGAAACUGCGUGGCUGUUGUAUGAUACUUAUGGAUUCCCAUUUGACCUAACAGAGAUUAUGGCGGAGGAAUCUGGAUUAACUGUGGAUUGUGAAAGUUUUGAAAAGGCAAAAGCACAAGCUCGAAUUACUUCGAAAGGUUUUGCGCAAGAUGUUGCUGACACUAUUUGCCUGGAUGUUCACAUGUUGACUGAUCUUAAAGAGAAAAAGUUCCCACCAACUGAUGACAGUUUUAAAUAUCAAUACAGUAGCAAUGAUAAUGGUGAAUAUUCUUUCCCUGCAUGCACAGGUGUUGUUAAAGCUAUUUUGCAAAACAAAACCUUUGUUACAAGUGUUUCAUCUGGUGCAGAAUGUGGUAUUUUGCUCGACAAGACAUGUUUUUAUGCGGAACAGGGUGGACAGCUCUUUGAUUUGGGUUACUUUAAAAAACAAGAGGAUGAAUUUACAGAGUUCACAGUGAAGAACUGCCAGGUACAAGGUGGUUACGUUCUUCAUGUUGGAACAGUAGCAGGCACCCUGGAAGUUGGAGAUAGUGUUGAGUUGUUUAUAGAUGAACAACGCCGACAAAGUUUGAUGAAAAAUCAUAGCUGUACUCAUAUAUUAAAUUUUGGUUUACGCUGUGUUCUUGGAGAAGCUGAUCAACGUGGUUCUUUAGUUGCCCCAAAUCGAUUGAGGUUUGACUUUACUGCAAAAAAAGCAAUGACGUCACAGCAGGUCAAAGAAACUGAAGAUGUCUGUAAUCAGAUUGUCAAUAAAGAUGAAGUCAUAUACGCCAAACCUGUUCCUCUUGACCAAGCCAAGGCCAUACAUGGUUUGCGUGCAAUUUUCGAUGAAACUUAUCCAGAUCCAGUUCGUGUUUUGUCUGUUGGUGUUUCUGUUGACAGUUUAGUUGCAGAUCCAAAUUUUGAUGCUGCCAUGAACACAUCUGUUGAACUGUGUGGUGGAACUCACCUUCUGAGAAGUGGCCACGCUGACAAGUUUAUUAUUAUAAGUGAAGAAGCCAUUUCCAAGGGAGUUCGACGAAUUGUUGCAGUCACUGGUCAAGAAGCACUGAAGGCUGAACGGAAAGCUAAUUUACUUGCAAAGUCAUUUGAAACAAUAAAGAGUGAAGUGGAAAAAGGCUUGGUUAACAACAAAGAAAACUAUAAAACCUUUUCUAAGAAAUGUACUGACUUUAUUGAAUUAGUUAGUCAGGCAAGUAUCUCCCAGUGGAGACGGGAAGAGAUGAGAGGUUUCGCUUCAUCUUUGAAGAAAAAGGUGGAUGAUGUUGAUCGUGUUAUGAAAGAGAAUGCAACAAAACUUGCAUUGGCCCAAACUAAAGAAAGCAUUCAGCAAGACCCAAAUGCAACUUUUGUUGUUACUGAGUUAAAGACAAACGGAAAUGCAAAAUCUCUUAACGAAGCUUUGAAAAUCUAUAAAUCAGAAAGUCCUGAUACCUCAGUUAUGCUCUUCAGUAUUGAUAAAGAAGCAAAUAAGAUUGUUUGUCUCAGUCAAGUUCCAGCAAGUGCGAAUGAUAAAGGUUUAACUGCGAAUGGGUGGGUUCAAUCUAUUGCAACAACACUGAAUGGCAAAGGUGGUGGGAAAAGUACAAGUGCACAAGCUGUUGGUCGCAAUCCAGAUGGAUUAAAUGAGGCAAUUCAACUUGCAAAGGAGUUUGCCAAAGUGAAACUGGCAUCCUGAAAUUAAAUCUUGUAAAAUUCUGUUUUGAUAGAGACUUACUCUAUUAACAUAAGAUAAAAAUUUCAUGACUUCUAUAUUUCCUCUUGUUAGUACUUCAAUACUAUUAAUACCAAGUUCCGUUUUCUAAGAAUAUGUGUUCCUUUUUUAGUUUGAUAGAAUUAUUAACUGCAUGCUUACAUUGUAAUGUUUAAGUGGUUAUUUAACUGCAGGUGAACGGAAUUAUAAAAGUAAAAUGGUGAUACAGAU
This is a messenger RNA of Ciona intestinalis (vase tunicate), 3217 nucleotides long. Its product is annotated as alanine--tRNA ligase, cytoplasmic. Gene Ontology annotation, molecular function: aminoacyl-tRNA deacylase activity; nucleic acid binding; ATP binding. The record is from RefSeq and is a predicted model, not a curated record. Gene Ontology annotation, biological process: alanyl-tRNA aminoacylation. Gene Ontology annotation, cellular component: mitochondrion; cytoplasm. NCBI's taxonomy places the organism in Eukaryota, Metazoa, Chordata, Ascidiacea, Phlebobranchia, Cionidae.